Cotesia congregata is the source of this 738-nucleotide messenger RNA. NCBI's taxonomy places the organism in Eukaryota, Metazoa, Arthropoda, Insecta, Hymenoptera, Braconidae. The record is from the annotation of a GenBank genome assembly.
AUGACUAACAAAAUCUAUAUUUUACCGUCGUAUCAACGUUUUAUAAACGGUGUACCAGUACCAUUGUUUUCGCGACGUUCGAUUCGUUUACGUGAAAAGUAUCUUAUUCUACUUGUAUUUUUGACAUUUGGAAUAGUAUGUUUCGGAACAUUUUUCUUUUUGCCGGAUUUUCGUAGUGCUAAAGGAUCAGUAGCAUACAAUAGUGUUUACAAUGUCUAUCAAAAAAUUCAAAAAGUCGGUCCUGAUUUAUUAUUACCGGCACCACCACAUGGAGUUAUGGGCCCGCUAGAUCCUCAUGGACCUGGUGGUUAUUUUCAUGCAUUUAAUGUCGGCCUUGAACGUCCUGGUGAUGUUGUCCAAGAUAUUCAUCUCAUUGAGGACAAACUAAAGCUACAGGCGAAAAUCGAUGAAGACAAUGAACAACAAAAGACAUUGGAGAAACCGGAAAUAGUGGAAGAUUCGCGUACGCGUGUGACCAGUAGUGCUAUCCCGUUACCACAAGAAGAUCAUCAGCAUGAAGAGGCCAUAGUGAUAGUGCCACCGGCUCCAGCGGACGUGCUUCCGACUCUUGUAGGUGGGGAAGACAAGGAUCCAAUUGCACGCCAACGUCGGGACAAAGUUAAAGAGGUAAGCCGACACUAAUUGAAUGAAUUUUUAUUAUCGCUCCCUAUUUUUACACUCUUUCAGCUUCCAUUUACUUCCCCAUGACAUAAUAUUGUUAUUUACUGCAAUAUUUUA